This is a messenger RNA of Chanos chanos (milkfish), 550 nucleotides long. It is a transcript of the gene rpl24, whose product is annotated as ribosomal protein L24. Gene Ontology annotation, cellular component: cytosolic large ribosomal subunit. The record is from RefSeq and is a predicted model, not a curated record. Gene Ontology annotation, biological process: cytoplasmic translation. NCBI's taxonomy places the organism in Eukaryota, Metazoa, Chordata, Actinopteri, Gonorynchiformes, Chanidae. Gene Ontology annotation, molecular function: mRNA binding; structural constituent of ribosome. Bases 34 to 507 code for a protein of 157 amino acids. The transcript has 6 exons.
UUCCUCUUCCUCUUCCCCGUCUGACUCGCCGCCAUGAAGGUCGAACUGUGUAGUUUCAGUGGGUAUAAAAUUUACCCCGGCCAUGGCCGGAGGUACGCCAGAAUCGACGGAAAGGUGUUCCAGUUCUUGAACGCCAAGUGCGAGUCUGCUUUCCUGGCCAAGAGGAACCCCAGGCAGAUCAACUGGACUGUACUGUACAGGCGCAAGCACAAGAAGGGCCAGUCUGAAGAGGUGACGAAAAAGCGCACCCGCCGUGCGGUUAAGUUCCAGAGGGCCAUCACUGGGGCUUCCCUGGCUGAGAUCUUGGCCAAGAGAAACCAGAAACCAGAGGUGCGCAAGGCUCAGAGAGAGCAGGCCAUCAGGGCUGCCAAAGAGGCCAAGAAGGCUAAGCAGGCAACCAAGAAGGCAGCUGUCCAGACCACCAAGGCUCCUGCCAAAACUGCACCCAAACAGAAGAUCGCCAAGCCCAUGAAGGCCAGCGCACCACGCGUUGGUGGAAAGCGUUAAAAGCCAUGACUUGGAAUUUUUGUUAAUAAAUCAUCCAACUGUC